Cucumis melo (muskmelon) is the source of this 635-nucleotide messenger RNA. Its product is annotated as transcription factor PRE6-like. The record is from RefSeq and is a predicted model, not a curated record. The coding region runs from base 69 to 359 and encodes 96 amino acids. Gene Ontology annotation, molecular function: protein dimerization activity. Lineage: Eukaryota; Viridiplantae; Streptophyta; Magnoliopsida; Cucurbitales; Cucurbitaceae. Gene Ontology annotation, biological process: regulation of growth; regulation of DNA-templated transcription. The transcript is spliced from 2 exons.
GUCCUUUAAUUUCUCUCAGCUCCCUAAAAACUUCUCUUAUUGCCUUCAUCACAACAAUUUUUUUCAUCAUGUCUUCAAGAAGAUCUUCUCGCUCCAGAAACUCCUCAGCUUCUUCUCCAUUAAUCUCCGACGAUCAAAUCGCUGAUCUUGUUUCUAAGUUGCAACGUCUCAUACCCGAGCUUCGUAAUCCCCGUGCCUCCCACAAGGUGUCGGCUUCAAGAGUGUUACAAGAAACAUGCAACUACAUAAGGAACUUACACAGAGAAGUGGAUGAUUUAAGUGAGCGAUUGUCACAACUUUUGGCAGCAACUGAAAACGACAGCGCCGAGGCUGCCAUUAUUAGGAGUUUAUUUCUGUAAAGAACCCAUUUAAAUAACCACAGUUUCCCUACCCAUAAAUUAAUUACUACGACGUCGUUAAUUUCCCUUUUUCAUUCUCCUCUCUUUAUAUUUAUAUAUAAUAUAACAUUAUAUUAUAUUAUAUAAUAUAAUAUAAUAUAAUAUAAUAUAAUAUAAUAUAAUAUGUGUAUGAUAUUUAAAUUAUUAUUUAGGUAGGGCUUUUUUGGCCAAUGUAUUAGGCCACUACACAGGAGGGUGUGUGAUAUUUUAUGCAUAAUAUAACACCUCUUUUGAGCA